GAAAACCGAACGAAUGAGUAGUAAAUCGUUUCUUGUACUUUUUAUCGAAGAAACGCUAAAUUCAUGAAAAAUAUUAGUUUUUCUAUGGAUUUAGAAUAAUUUAAAUACGUGUACUUAUUAAUUUUAAUUAUGUUUUGGAGCGGUAAUUAUAUGGUAGUUAGGGAGUUGAAUUACCUUCUCAAAGAAGAGAAUGUAACACUCACGCAAGUAUUAGAGGCGGAUGAUAUUUUGCAUGAAUGUCAAGCGGACAACAAAGCUUUGAUGCAAUUUCUUACAGAACCAAAGAACCUGGCAGAAUUAAUAACACUUAUAACAGAGGAGCCCCCCAAAAAUGUGGAACUUGCAUCCCAAUAUAAACAUGCGAGUAUCGCAUGUGAAGUUCUCACAAGCCACUUGUCCACACUCAGUGACCGUUUGUCCAUGAACGUAGUGCAGAUGAACAGACUAUGUGACUUCAUUAACAGAGACCCACCUUUAAACCCAUUAUUGGCAUCAUACUUUAGUAAAACUGUGGAAAUGUUACUCGAGAGGAGUCCCAAACAGGCGAGCCCCGGCCAUGGGAGGGUGACCAACCUAAAUAAAUUGCCGGCGCUGAUGCCCGCUAAAGUACUAAGGAACCUCUGUUUUGCCCAGGACUGGUACCUAUACCACAUAGUGUGCCUGCGGGUGCUCGAAUUCUUCAAGUCCCGCCGGGACUUCCUGCCUAACUUGCUGCGCCACAUAUCCACUUCCGCCAUUGCGGAUACAUUCAAGUAUUUUAUAAGGCUUGAUGACCUUUUCAACAAAAUUAUAAUGGAGUGGUUCGAAGAGCAUCAGUUCCUGGAGUGCCUGAUCCAGAUAAUCUGCGGGACUUACGUUCCCGAGCCGGUGGGGAGGGGGGCAUCGGCGGGGGGCGAGGGAGCGAGGCAGCCGUCCCCGGACCAGCCCGAGAAGGGACAGCUCGAGGCCAGCGAGAAGGCCGACGCCGACCGUGCCGCACACGACGGUAGGAAAGGUACCUGCACCGAUUCAAUAUUGACAUUGCAGGUUAUAACAGUGAAUAUAGGUAUUUUGAAUCGAUAUGCUUGUUCGCGUAUUUGGCUUGAUCCACAGACUAACUAACUAACCACAGAAAAUUGAUAAAUAAGAAUCCUCGUUGAUCUUAAUAUUGAUUUAUUAGUGAUCGAAACACUUGAUAUUUGAUGCUCGCGACAAUGCCUCGAUUGCACUGUUGAUGUAUAGAAAAUGUGAAUGAAUGUGUAAAUGCCGAUGCGGUUAUAUGCUUAAUGUGCAGUACAAACCGGACAAAGCUGAUUACAGGAUAGGGACGGGCGAACAGUUCGCAGGUCACCGUAAUAUGUCAAAAUCGUAUCGAGGAAUACAUCUAUGCAUAAUUCGUACACAGACGUCAUGGAGAGGAACGGGGAAGUAACGAACGAGGCUCGACAACCGGGCGCGGACGCGCAGGCGGCGGUGGAUGCGGAGGCGGCGGCGGCGGCGGACGCGGAGGCGGAGGCGGAGAGGAGAGCGGAGCGGAUAGCGGGCGUGGCGUCCGCCAACGCCGCCGCCCUGCUGUGCGACCUCAUCCUCAGCGGGUGUGCGGGGGACGGGUACAACACCAGGGCGCGCACUAGCUGGGCGCUGGUGGGGCGGCUGGCGGGCGCGGGCGCGGCGCAGCUGCUGGGGGGCAUGUUCACGGCCCCGCCGCGCCGCCGCCGCCACGCCCUCGUGCACGGCGCGCACGUGCUGCUCGCGCUGCUGGACCGCGACCCCGCCCAGUACGUACCGCACCACACUACGCUACACUACACUACACUACACUACACUACACGGCCCCGCCGCGCCGCCGCCGCCACGCCCUCGUGCACGGCGCGCACGUGCUGCUCGCGCUGCUGGACCGCGACCCCGCCCAGUACGUACCGCACCACACUACGCUACACUACACUACACUACACUACACUACACGGCCCCGCCGCGCCGCCGCCGCCACGCCCUCGUGCACGGCGCGCACGUGCUGCUCGCGCUGCUGGACCGCGACCCCGCCCAGUACGUACCGCACCACACUACGCUACACUACACUACACUACACUACACUACACGGCCCCGCCGCGCCGCCGCCGCCACGCCCUCGUGCACGGCGCGCACGUGCUGCUCGCGCUGCUGGACCGCGACCCCGCCCAGUACGUACCGCACCACACUACGCUACACUACACUACACUACACUACACUACACGGCCCCGCCGCGCCGCCGCCGCCACGCCCUCGUGCACGGCGCGCACGUGCUGCUCGCGCUGCUGGACCGCGACCCCGCCCAGUACGUACCGCACCACACUACGCUACACUACACUACACUACACUACACUACACGGCCCCGCCGCGCCGCCGCCGCCACGCCCUCGUGCACGGCGCGCACGUGCUGCUCGCGCUGCUGGACCGCGACCCCGCCCAGUACGUACCGCACCACACUACGCUACACUACACUACACUACACUACACUACACGGCCCCGCCGCGCCGCCGCCGCCACGCCCUCGUGCACGGCGCGCACGUGCUGCUCGCGCUGCUGGACCGCGACCCCGCCCAGUACGUACCGCACCACACUACGCUACACUACACUACACUACACUACACUACACGGCCCCGCCGCGCCGCCGCCGCCACGCCCUCGUGCACGGCGCGCACGUGCUGCUCGCGCUGCUGGACCGCGACCCCGCCCAGUACGUACCGCACCACACUACGCUACACUACACUACACUACACUACACUACACGGCCCCGCCGCGCCGCCGCCGCCACGCCCUCGUGCACGGCGCGCACGUGCUGCUCGCGCUGCUGGACCGCGACCCCGCCCAGUACGUACCGCACCACACUACGCUACACUACACUACACUACACUACACUACACGGCCCCGCCGCGCCGCCGCCGCCACGCCCUCGUGCACGGCGCGCACGUGCUGCUCGCGCUGCUGGACCGCGACCCCGCCCAGUACGUACCGCACCACACUACGCUACACUACACUACACUACACUACACUACACGGCCCCGCCGCGCCGCCGCCGCCACGCCCUCGUGCACGGCGCGCACGUGCUGCUCGCGCUGCUGGACCGCGACCCCGCCCAGUACGUACCGCACCACACUACGCUACACUACACUACACUACACUACACUACACUACACGGCCCCGCCGCGCCGCCGCCGCCACGCCCUCGUGCACGGCGCGCACGUGCUGCUCGCGCUGCUGGACCGCGACCCCGCCCAGUACGUACCGCACCACACUACGCUACACUACACUACACUACACUACACUACUACACGGCCCCGCCGCGCCGCCGCCGCCACGCCCUCGUGCACGGCGCGCACGUGCUGCUCGCGCUGCUGGACCGCGACCCCGCCCAGUACGUACCGCACCACACUACGCUACACUACACUACACUACACUACACUACACUACACGGCCCCGCCGCGCCGCCGCCGCCACGCCCUCGUGCACGGCGCGCACGUGCUGCUCGCGCUGCUGGACCGCGACCCCGCCCAGUACGUACCGCACCACACUACGCUACACUACACUACACUACACUACACUACACGGCCCCGCCGCGCCGCCGCCGCCACGCCCUCGUGCACGGCGCGCACGUGCUGCUCGCGCUGCUGGACCGCGACCCCGCCCAGUACGUACCGCACCACACUACGCUACACUACACUACACUACACUACACUACACGGCCCCGCCGCGCCGCCGCCGCCACGCCCUCGUGCACGGCGCGCACGUGCUGCUCGCGCUGCUGGACCGCGACCCCGCCCAGUACGUACCGCACCACACUACGCUACACUACACUACACUACACUACACUACACGGCCCCGCCGCGCCGCCGCCGCCACGCCCUCGUGCACGGCGCGCACGUGCUGCUCGCGCUGCUGGACCGCGACCCCGCCCAGUACUGUCAACGUUACUCCCGGGAGAACGCGGGGGCGACGGGCGACAGCCGAGCGGGCGGGCUGACGGCAAUAUGUGACGUGUGCAGGGGCGGGGAGUGGGAGGCGGAGCGCACGAGCGUGGAGGCGUGCGUGGCGCCGCACCUGCCGCUGCUGCACCAGGCGCUGCUGGCGGGGGAGGGGCAGGGGGAGGGGGAGGGGGAGCCGCGCGUGGGGCUGGCGCGCGUGCAGGUGGCGGCGCUGCUGGCGCACCUGGCGCUGUCGGAGGUGGAGGAGGUGUGCACCACCAUGAUCACACUAGGCACGAUGGGCGUGGUGCUGGAGCUGUUCUUCCGCCACGCGCACAACAACUUCCUGCACGCGCAGACGCUGGCGCUGGUGCGGCACGCGCUGGCCAACCCGCGGUACCGCGCGCACUACGCCGCACACUUGUUGGUGGAAUGUGAUUUGCUGACGAGACUAAUAGACGCAUACGAAGAAAAUGAAAAUCAGAAGUGAGUAAAUUGUACAUGUAUUUAAUGGCCUUAAUAUUGAAAUAAAUUGGUCACAGAGCUCUGUGCGCAAGCGGCGAUAUUGAUAACUUAUUUGGGACAUUGGAAUUGUUCACUUUUUACUGUGAUUACGACUGUAAUCUGUCAGUUGUCCAAUCGAAAGUAUUGUAAACACACAAAUUGUGCCAAUGGGAUUCACCUGUAUAGGUUUUAG
Molecule: messenger RNA, 4617 nt
Organism: Diatraea saccharalis (sugarcane borer)
Lineage: Eukaryota; Metazoa; Arthropoda; Insecta; Lepidoptera; Crambidae
Source: the annotation of a GenBank genome assembly